Messenger RNA from Macrosiphum euphorbiae (potato aphid), 570 nucleotides. NCBI's taxonomy places the organism in Eukaryota, Metazoa, Arthropoda, Insecta, Hemiptera, Aphididae. The record is from the annotation of a GenBank genome assembly.
AUGAAAAAACGGUUUGAAUUAAUUGAGCUAAAUUAUUUAUUGUCUGUUUCAACUAUACUUGAUCCUAGAUUCAAAAACAUACAUUUUAAAGAUUCUGUUGCACUUUCAAAACAUCUAAGGUUUAUAAAUAGUUCAAUAAAUGGUAUGGUAAGUUUACCAGCAGAAGAAGAUUACCAUUCAACUGACUCUGUCUCAACUUCAGAAUCCGGUACUAUAGACUUAUGGGGACAUCAUAAACAAUUGGCCCAAAAAUCUUUAAAAAAGUAUGUUGAUAAAACUAAUAUAGGAAAUCAAAAACAUUUAGGACCUGAAUUAACCAUGUAUUUAUCUACACCUGUAUCAUCAUUAAAAACUGAUCCAUUGAUUUCUUGGGAAGAAUUAAAACCCCUGUAUCCAUUUAUAUAUAAUUUAGCCUUAAAAUAUUUAUCUGGUGUCUGUACGUCUGUCCCAAGUGAAAGGCUUUUUUCUUGUGCUAGUAACACCAUAUCAAAAACAAGAAACCGAUUAUGUGGGAAAUCGGCAUCGAAAUUAAUUUUUUUAAACAAUCUGGACGAUCAAUUUGGGCCAUAA